Messenger RNA from Centrocercus urophasianus (Greater sage-grouse), 3801 nucleotides. It is a transcript of the gene ST14, whose product is annotated as ST14 transmembrane serine protease matriptase. NCBI's taxonomy places the organism in Eukaryota, Metazoa, Chordata, Aves, Galliformes, Phasianidae. The record is from RefSeq and is a predicted model, not a curated record. Gene Ontology annotation, cellular component: membrane. Gene Ontology annotation, molecular function: serine-type endopeptidase activity; protein binding. The transcript has 19 exons. Bases 231 to 2729 code for a protein of 832 amino acids. Gene Ontology annotation, biological process: proteolysis; acrosome reaction.
AGGACACUGCAGGCACAGCACCAGUCGGAAACCUCUGUGCCUACCAGAGAGCCUGCAGCCAGCAAGGGCUGAGCGAGGAGGAGCAAGAGGAAGUAACUGAACCUGUGACUAACGCGGGCAGAAUAUCAAGGAAGGUUUUCUGCUAAGGUUUAGAGAAGUCGUUUCCUUGUGAGGGCUGAGAGAGUCGGACCUCGGAUCGCUUUGUGCUGGCGAGUGUCUCUUGGGGAAUCAUGAACAAGGACAUGAACAACCUGGAGGAAGGGGUGGAGUUCCUCCCUGCCAUGAACUCCAAGAAGAUGGAGAAGCGUGGCCCGAAGCGAAGGGUAGUUGUGGCCAUUCUGAUCAUUGCUUUUCUGCUCAUCUCCCUUGUCACUGGCCUCCUGGUUUGGCACUUCAAAUACAGGAACGCUCCUGUGCGGAAAGUCUUCAACGGCCACCUGCGAGUUCUGAACUGGGAAUUCAUCGAUGCCUAUGAGAACUCCAGUUCUCCAGACUUCAUCAUGCUGGCUAAGAAGGUGAAGAGCACGGUAGAGGAUAUCUACAGGGGUCAUCCAGAUAUUGGUCCUUACCAUAAGGAGACAGUAAUCACUGCGUUCAGUGAAGGCAGUGUCAUUGCCUACUACAUGUCAGAGUUCAUCGUCCCCAAGUACUGCGAGGAGAAGCUUGACAGCGCCAUGGCAGACAGGCAGAAUUUGGUGCAGAGGCUGAACCCACGGCUGCGAAACCCCAUGCUGAGGGUGGAAUCAGUCAUUGCUUUCCCUGCCGACCCCAGCAUCGCUCAGAGUCCUCGGGACAAUAGUUGCCUUUUCACCCUCCACGCCAAGGAAGGGGAGAUCACCAGUUUCACCACGCCGGGGUUCCCCCACAGCCCGUACCCCAACAAUGCACGCUGCUACUGGACACUGAGGGCAGAUGCCAACUCCAUCAUCAGCCUGACCUUCAAGACACUGGACUUGGAGCAGUGCACAGACAGCAGUGACUACAUCAAGGUGUAUAACUCUCUGAGCCCUGUGGAGCCCCAUGCUUUGGUGAGGCUCUGUGGGAACUAUGCUCCUUCGUACAACCUGACCUUCCUGUCCUCCCAGAACGUUAUGCUCGUCACGUUGAUUACCAACAAGGAGGGGAGAUUCCCUGGCUUCAAGGCUGAAUUCUUCCAGCUCCCAAAGAUGAAAGCGUGUGGUGGGACUCUAAGAGGAGAGAGUGGCACUUUCACCACUCCCUAUUACCCAGCACACUACCCACCAGCCACGGACUGUGUCUGGAACAUAGAGGUUCCUUCUAAAAAGAACGUGAAGGUGCGUUUCAAUAUGUUCUUUGUGCUGGAGCCUGGGGUCCCAGUCAGCUCCUGCACCAAGGACUAUGUGCAGAUCAACAACACGAGGUACUGCGGGGAACGUUCCCAGUUUGUGGUGGCCAGCAGCACCAACAAGAUAGCAGUGCAUUUCCACUCAGACCGUUCCUACACAGACACUGGUUUCUCUGCAGAAUACCUGUCCUACGACUCCAGCGACCCCUGCCCUGGCAAGUUUGCCUGCAACACCGGGCGCUGCAUUGAGAAAAGCAUGCGCUGCGACGGCUGGUUGGACUGCGUGGAUGGCAGUGAUGAGCGGUCCUGCACCUGUACUGACCAGCAGUUCAAGUGCCAGAAUGGCUGGUGCAAGCCCAAAUUCUGGCUCUGUGACAACGUGAACGACUGCGGUGACAACAGUGAUGAGUUGCAGUGCAGUUGUGCAAACGACAGCUUCAAGUGCAGCAAUGGGAAGUGCAUCCUCAGCACACAGAAGUGUGAUGGCAAGGACGACUGUGGAGAUGGGAGCGACGAGGGCACCUGCAGCAAAGCAGCCCAGUCAACAGUUGCCUGCAAAAAGUACACAUACAAGUGCCGCAAUGGACUCUGCAUCAGCAAGCAGAACCCAGAGUGUGAUGGGCAGAAUGACUGCGCAGACAAUUCUGAUGAGGACAACUGCAACUGCGGGACCCGCUCCUACGUUAGGAAAUCACGGAUCGUUGGUGGGCAGAACUCAGAUGUGGGAGAGUGGCCGUGGCAGGUCAGCCUCCAUGCCAAGAGCCAGGGCCACGUCUGCGGAGCCUCGCUCAUCUCGGAGAGCUGGCUGGUGUCAGCAGCACAUUGCUUCCUGCAGAUUCAAGGCAUCAGGUACUCAGAUGCCAGCCUGUGGACAGCCUACCUGGGCCUGACCAACCAGAGCAAACGCAACGAUGCCAACGUGCAAAUGAGGCAAAUCAAGCGCAUCAUCUCCCACCCCUACUUCAAUGACUACACCUACGACUACGAUAUUGCUGUCCUGGAGCUGCAGAGCCCUGUCACCUUCUCCUCUGUCGUCCAGCCCAUCUGCCUGCCCGAUUCCACGCACAACUUCCCCGUGGGCAAGGACCUGUGGGUGACCGGAUGGGGAGCGACUGUGGAAGGAGGCAGUGGAUCCACCAUCUUGCAGAAGGCAGAAAUCCGGGUUAUCAAUCAGACUAUCUGCAACCAGCUGCUGACCGACCAGCUGACGCAGCGCAUGAUGUGUGUGGGGGUCCUGACGGGCGGCGUGGACGCGUGCCAGGGAGACUCAGGAGGGCCCCUGGUCAGCGUGGAGGACAGCGGGCGGAUGUUCCUGGCUGGCAUUGUGAGCUGGGGUGAUGGCUGUGCACAGAGAAACAAGCCUGGAGUCUACAGCCGGCUGACAGCCCUGCGGACGUGGAUCAAGGAGCAGACGGGGCUCUAGGGGCUCUGUGCACAACCCCCAGCCACAGCCACCUCCUGCACAGCACCGCCUGGGCACAACGCAGGGCUGUGAGGCACUGCCUGAGGAGCUGCCUCCAGUGUGAGCCUCUACCUCACCGCCUCCGAGACUCCCAACCCUGGGCUGCUGGGUGAGCGCAGCCCUCAGUCCUUCGUCCUCCCAGAGCCACGUCUCCACCUCUUGAUUUCUCUCUGAUGGGGAAGCGAAGGCGGUUCCCAACCCAACCCUGAAUGAACAGUCAGGGAACAGAGAAUUACCAAAAUUUCAACUUUAUUUAAAAAAAAAAAAAAAAAAAAAAAAAAUUAAAAAAAAAAAAAAAAAAAAAAAAAAAAAAAAGAAAAAAACACACAGUGUUUUUCGAAGCAAGCUUCCUGGGAGAGGUUCAAAACAGUCUCUCAUCAUCUAUUUCAUCUCAUUCAUUUAAUCUCAUUAAAUUGUUUUUAAAUUGUCAUCUGCAAUCCUCCAUCUGGUCUUCAGUGAUGAGGGGGGAGAAGCUGUCAGCCUGUGUCCAGCUUGGCUUCUGCUCUUCUGUCCAUGCAACGCUGCAUAAGGAGCCCAGGGCUGCAGCACUGAGGGAGAGAAGCAGAGCUGCAAUGUGGCUGUGGAGGGAAACCUGGAAAAGGCAGGGCCCUGCCCCGAGAGCAGAGAAAUAGGCACUACCUUCUCAUUGUGCUUCACGUUGCUCCUUGGUACCCAGCGCCACCAUUCCCACUGCACUGAGGUGCUGCAUUGCGCCGUGACUUCGUCCUCACAGGGAGAUCCCAGGGACAGACAGGGGUGUUCCCACAGCUUGGCCCCUGCAGAAACAAAACAGGUUAGCUGGGCCUGCUCCCCAGCUGUCAGAUCCCCCACUCUUUUUACCUGUUUUAAGGAAAAAAAUGCAACCCUGUGACUGCUGAAUGUGAUUUCUUUUUCCUGUGUAGCCCAGUCCUGACCCCAGGAGAACACACUCCCAGUGAAUGUAGUUAAAUCUUUAUCUGUAAAUACAAUAUUUUUUUUUUUGUAAGACUCUCUAUGAAAUGGAAGUGCUCUAAUAAAUUGGGAUAUUUUAUAA